GAGUUAAGUCAAGAGUGCAUUGGACUUGGAUUGAGCUCACCAGAGGCUGGAGUCUAUCAGUGAACAUCAGAGACUAAACCAUACCAGAAACCAGCUGACAUCCUGGACCUCCGCGCUCACAACAUGAUCCUCCCCUUUCUCAUCUUUUUUAUUCCAGCGGUGAGACUCCAGGAUCCCCAGAGGACCCAGGACCAGUGCGAUGGAAUUUCCUGUAACCCCCAGCUGGGUGAUCUGAUGAUCGGACGAGCAGCACAGCUGUCAACGUCAUCUACGUGUGGUCUGCGUGGACCCCAGCAGUACUGCAUCCUCGGAUUCCUGGAGGAGGAAAAGAAAUGUUUCAUCUGUGACUCUCAACAACCAUACGAUCGCUAUGACAACCUCAACAGCCACCGCAUUGAAAACAUCAUCUCAACUUUUGACCCUGAAAGAAAAACAAGGUGGUGGCAAUCUGAAAAUGGAGUUCAUCGAGUCAGCAUCCAGUUAGAUCUGGAAGCUGUGUUCCAAUUCAGUCACCUCGUCCUCACCUUCAAGAGUUUUCGACCAGCAGCCAUGUUAGUGGAGCGAUCAAAGGAUUUUGGAAGAAGUUGGAAGGUUUUUCGUUAUUUUGCAGAAGAUUGUGCGCUUCAUUUUCCUUCAGUUCCACGUGAGUCGGCUGACAAGAUUGAUGACGUGGUCUGUGAUAGCAGAUACUCUGGAUCCCAACCGUCCACUGGUGGAGAGGUGGUCCUGAAAGCUCUGGAUCCUGUUUUUGAAAUAGAAAACCCAUACGCACGAAACAUUCAAGAUCUGAUCACCGUGACAAAUAUCCGGGUGAACUUCACCCGUCUCUUCACACUCGGUGAUACUCUUCUGUCUCGGAGACGCCGGAACCCUCAGGAUAAGUAUUACUACUCGCUUUACAACAUGGUGGUUCAAGGAAGCUGCUUCUGCAACGGACACGCCAGCCAGUGUGUGUCUUCGGAUGGAGGAAGAGGGGACGUCUUCACCCAGCAGGUUCAUGGCCGAUGUGUUUGUCAGCAUAACACGGCUGGAGCAAACUGUGAAAGAUGUGCAGACUUUUAUCAGGACUCCCCCUGGUGGCCCGGAGGACAAAACACAGCCAACAUCUGCAGGAGGUGUAACUGUAACGGCCACUCAGACUCGUGCCACUUUGAUGCAGCCCGGUAUGCAGCCACGGGCGGUGUGAGUGGCGGUGUGUGUGACGACUGUCAGCAUGACAGGAUGGGGCCUCAGUGUGAACGCUGCCGCCAGGGUCUGUACCGGGAUCCACGGAGAGCUCCGGACGACCCCGAGGCCUGCAAACCCUGUGACUGUGACCCGGCUGGUUCUCAUGGCGGUGGCCAGUGUGACGCACUGAGUGGAGCUUGUUUCUGCAAGGAAAACGUGGAGGGUGAACGCUGUGAUCGCUGCAAGCCCCGCUUCUUUGGUUUGAGCGAGGACGACCCGGCUGGUUGUCAAGAGUGCAAGUGUCAUCAGCCGGGAAGUAUCGGGUCAUGUGAUCAAAUAACAGGAGAAUGUGAAUGUGCGCCCUUCGCUAGUAAACCACUGUGUGAUCGGUGUUUGCCAGGUUACUGGGGUUUAGGAACCAUCAACAGAUGUUUACCAUGUGACUGUGACAUCGGUGGAGCUCAUGACAAUCGGUGUUCACCAGAGGAAGGACAGUGUCACUGUUUACCCAACAUGGUUGGCCGGCGCUGCUCUGAACCGGCCUCCGGAUACUUCCUGCCUUCACUGGACUACUUCCUGUAUGAAGCUGAGCGUGCUGCCCCGCUGUUUGGAAAAAGACGCCCCCGUUCUCCACCUGCUGCUUCUCUGGUGAAUCCACUAGUUUCACCUCCUUGUGAGCAAAACUUCACACGCCAGGGCCCUGACUUCAACGUCUCCGACGGACAAGUCAUUUUACAAAGGACUCGUCGACAAAGCCGCCGCAGGAAACCGGAGCAGCCGAAAACCAUUCCUCUGGACCCGGGUCACGCUCUGCAGAUUAUUCCCAGAAAGAGAUGGCCUGGUCAGCCGGUGACGUGGACAGGCCUGGGAUUGGUCAGAGUGUUUGCAGGGGCAGGGCUUUUAUUUACUGUGGACAACCUCCCCGUAUCAAAGGACUACCAGCUCAUCAUCCACUACGAACCAGAGUUUCCUUCUGAUUGGUUGGCAACAAUAAACAUAAAAAUGCUGUCACCGGGUGAUGGAGGCUGCCCCACUAAUCCAACAGAGAGUAAAAAUCUGGUUCUUCCUGGAAAUACCAGAGCAAGUAUUCUGGACUCUCCCGUGUGUCUGAAUGCAGGAGGAAGAUAUUCUGCGGAGAUCCGCUUCCACAAACAGCUCACGUCCAACAGCUCAUACAUCCUGGUUGACUCUAUGGGCCUAAUUCCUAGCAUUGAGUCAGCUCAAGAUUUCUGCUCCAAGAGUGACCUUGACUCUUCCCGUGACUUUCACUGUACUGGUUUGGCUUUAGAGUCUGGAUCUCAGGAGUCUCUACCAGAAGUCUGUGAGGGAAUUAUUAACGGUCUGUCAGCAAGAAUCCACAAUGGAGCCGUCGCCUGCAGGUGCAACGCCAUUGGCUCCCUUGGAAAGGCCUGCAGUAAGCUGGGCGGGAUCUGUGACUGUAAACCCAAUGUAAUUGGCCGUUGCUGUGAUACCUGUGCACCACUAACGUUUGGAUUUGGACCUGAAGGAUGUAAACGAUGUAGGUGUGAACCUGAAGGCUCUGUAUCGAAAUCGUGUGAUCAGAUCAGUGGUCAGUGUGCGUGUCGCUCAGAGGUAUCCGGCCGUCGCUGUGAUCGCUGUAAGACGGGGUUCUGGGGAUUCCCCGCCUGUCGACCCUGUGAAUGCAACGGACUGUCGGAGACGUGUGAUGGAGAGACGGGAGUGUGUCUGGACUGCAGGAAGCACUCGACUGGGCCACACUGCGACAGGUGUGUGGAUGGUUACCAUGGUAACCCAGUCUCCAGACAACCCUGUCAGCCCUGCCUCUGUCCGGAUCUUCGGACCAGUGAGCGAUUCUUUGCCACUUCUUGUGACCAUCAGUCCUUGAGUCUGACCUGUAAAUGCCUGGAGGGCCACACAGGGACACGCUGUGAAAGAUGCAGCCCUGGUUUCUAUGGGGAUCUGACGUUGCCACGCGCCCGCUGUAAGCCAUGUCCAUGCAACGACAACACUGACCCAGACGAUCAUGAUGCAUGUGACGGCACAACUGGAGAAUGUUUGCGCUGCCUUCACAACACAGCAGGACCCCACUGUGAAAACUGCAAACCUGGUUACUAUGGCAAUGCCUUGCGACAGACCUGCAAAGAAUGCUCUUGUGACAGGCGAGGAACCCAGGUGACCCAAUGUCCUCUAGAUAGUCCCUGCUUUUGCAAUCCAAGAACGGGCCAGUGUCCGUGCCGGAGGGGAGUGGUGGGAGACCUGUGUGACGAGUGUGAGGACGGAUACUGGAACCUGGACGGGGCAUCGGGAUGCCAACCCUGCAAAUGUGAUCCUACCAACUCCCUCUCUAACGUCUGUAACAAGGUGACCGGACAGUGUCCAUGUCGUGCUGAGUUUGGAGGAAAACAGUGCGAUGAAUGUGGAAAAAAUCAUUUUGGGAAUCCAGACCUGCAGUGUAUCUCUUGUGGCUGUAACCUGGAAGGAACAGCGGAUCCAUCGUGUGACUCUGAAACGGGCGAGUGUUUCUGCCGGACUGGAGUCACGGGUAGUCUCUGUGAUGAGUGUGCCCCCGGCUAUGAGUCAACAUUUCCAGAAUGUAAAGAAUGCCAUCCGUGCAUCAGCCUUUGGAUCAAAAACAUCACUGAUGUCCAACGAGCUGCAGAGAAGAUGGAAACAUUAAUUGUUGACCGUGGCGAUAGCCUGGAGCCCAAAGACAGCCGCCACGAGCAGCAGGUUGAGGAGAUGCAGUCGAAGCUGAAUAGCCUUGCCGGCCUCACAGGUCUCUCACUACCAAAGGUGGAGAAGAUGGAAAAAUUGUUCCUGAAGAUGAUUAAAUUGAAAGAUGCCAUUGAUACUAAUAAGAUCCUGAUCAAUCCAUCUUUACUCGUCAACACUGAAAUUGACAACAUUCAGUUGGAGUUUAAGAAGCUGCUGAACAACUUAAGAGCCAAACUCACAGACUCAAACGAUAAAGAAAAAGAGAAAACUGAAGAGUUGCUGGAAAAAAUAGGAGAGCUCAACAAAUCCUUCAUGGCAGAUGAGAAAAGGGUAAAAAACUCCAAAAAAGCUGUAGAAGACUCCAUGGAUACCAGACAGGAGGCCAAGGCCAAACUUAGCACAUGCAGUAGCAAAGGAGGCUCGGCACCACUUGAAAAGAAGAUCAACGAGCUCAGUGCAGGCAAACUCAACAAGACGGUUUGUGGAGAGGACUGUUCAAGAUGUGGUGGGACACAAGGUCCUAAGUGUGAUGGAGUUGUCUCUGUCAGUCAGAACGCUUCACAAACAGCAGAGGAAUCAACGAAGCAACUCAAGGAACUCCCCUCAAGACUGGAGGAGUCCAUGAAGAAGAUCGAAGAUGCCAAACAGCUGGCUCAGGACACCAGAGAUAAAGCCAGGGAUGUGCAGGAGCGGAUCAGCAACAACACUGAAUCCUAUGAGAGGGAGAAAAACAAGACCAAGGAGCUCAUCCAACGAGUCAAACUCUACCUUGCUGAUGAAAGUGUUCCUCCAGAGGACAUUGAGAGAAUUGUCAACGCUGUCCUGAGGAUCCAGUUACCACGCUCAACUGAUGAGAUCCGCUCAAUGCUCAAUGACAUCAAUAAUCUGCUGAGCAAUUCUACUCCAUUCAAGAAUAAUCAGAAUGACCUGGUGGAUGAAGCCAAAACUGUCCAGAAGCUCCUGCAGGAAGCUCAAGAUCUAAAGGCACGGACUAAAGACCUUAACGUUGAAGACAUCAACAGAAACUUGAUUGAUGCAGAUGAAGCUCAGAACAAAGCCAACGACCACUUAGAGACAGCCUUCAACGACAAAACCAUGGCCCAAAGACUAAUCCAAGAGGUUGAGGCCAAAGUGGACAACAUUGAGGCGCAGCUGAGGAAUCAGUCUAAAGAUCUGAUGAAAAACAUUGAUGCUGUAAAAAAGAAAACUCAGGACAACAGAGAGAUGGCCAGAGAGGCCAGACAGAGUGCAGAUUCUGCUUUAAGGGACACUGCAGACACACAGGCGGAGCUCGUUGAUGUAGUGAAGCAGUUUGAGGAUUUAAAUCAAAAAUACUUGAAUCAGACCUUGGAUCAGGGUGACGCUGCAGAACGUAUAAAGAAGAUCUUAAAGGAGGCAGAAGACAUAAAGAGACAAGUGGAAGACAAACUCAGACAGCUACAAGAUGUUGAGACGAAGAUAAAACAGCUGCUUGAGAGGAAGAAACAAAAGACAACUGAAGUGUCCGAGUUGAUGGAGACAGUGGAUUCACUCCGAAAGGACAUUGCCGCUCGAGCUGAAACAUACGCCACUUGUACCUCAUAAAUACUGCAGAGUGCUGCCUGAUGUAGCAGCACUCUUCAUGAAUAUAGCUUCAGUCUUUAUAUAUGACUGUAACACAAAUUUGAAUUGUCUGUCAUUUUUUAAAAGAAAAAAAAAGGAUAGCUUAACUUAACAUAUUAGAACUCCAAGUUCAUUCAUAUACACACUGUGAUGGAAAAUGUAGCCAUGGCCACGUGAUUAAACAAAAACUGAUGUGAGGAGCAGAUUCAACCUCGGCCCUAGUAGAGUGUGCACUUUGGCCCUAAGGGCCGGGACACACCAACCCACCACUGACCAUCGGCAUAAAAGCAGUCGGACUGAAAGGCUCCCGUCUGCCCGAGUCAGUCAAAAAAAUACAGCCGAACACACCGACGCGACCACAACUGGAGCGUCCGUUCUGCGCGUGCAUGACGCGUAAUGCAUCCCCAUAACUGCAGAUGACGCUAAUCUGUCAUGUUGCCCAAAAAGCUGUCAUCAGUCAGUGUUUUCACGUCUGAUAGAAGUCAAGAAGGAUUGAAAAUACAAUGGCUAAUUAAAGCUGCAAGCAGCGAUGAACGGGCCCUCGUGCGUGCAAUUUUCACCCAUAAAGAUCAAGAACUCAAAACUAAGUCUGAUGACACCACCCAUGAUUCUUUAUGUCAAACCAUUCAAAAAAUAUGGCAGAAAGUAGGAACUAUCAAAUAUCGACCAAUUAGAAGAAGGGGCAGGGGCUAAUUUGCGCCAAUUAAGGUGAAGGAGUCAAAACCGAGUCCGAUGACACCACCCAUGACUCUCUAUAUCAAACCAUUCAAAGGUUAUGGCAGAAAGUAGGAACUAUCAGAUAUGGACCAAUCAGAUGAAGGGGGGGUUUGCUUUUUGGCGUUUAGCGUCGCCACGGUAACGCUUUUGACUGAGAAAAGUAAUGCACAUCGUUGCAGGAUGGAGACGCACAUUUUGAUGUAUAACACACCUGGGUGCACGUUACGGUUCGGGCUUUUAACGGCCGAAGAAGUGGCAUAAAUUGACUUCCUGUUCGGUUUCGGCCAUGGCGUCAAGAGACUUUUCUUUAAGUUGCCCCAUGAUACAGAUGUGUACCGAUUUUCGUGCAUGUACGUCAAACCGCAUUGUGGGGCUUGAGGCACAAAGUUUUCUAGGGGGCGCUGUUGAGCCAUUAGGCCACGCCCAUUAAUGCAAACCAUUAAAUAUCAAAUUUUUCACCAGGCCUGGCUUGCGUGUAAAAUUUGGUGACACUUUGGGGCACGUUUAGGGGGGCAGAAAGGCCCUCAUUUCGUUGGAAAAAUAAAAAUAAAAAUGAAAAGGAGAAAACAGAUGCCAUGAUCAAGUGUAAUGUAGCAUCUGUCCGACAGCGUUCAAUUAUCAGGUUGGUGUGUCCCGGCCCUAAAAGAUUAGCAUUGACAUGAUGAUUUUUCUACCAGAAUAGUAGGGAUGAAUCAUUUAUGCUUUAAAAUCAUCAAAAUGAUGCUUCCUUUGUUCACUGUCAUUCCUGCAUUGAGACGCCUGAUGUAUGUUCUGACCCAUUUGUAACUGUAACUGUAACUGCAACUGUAACUGUAACUGUUUAAUUAA
Molecule: messenger RNA, 7011 nt
Organism: Cololabis saira (Pacific saury)
Lineage: Eukaryota; Metazoa; Chordata; Actinopteri; Beloniformes; Belonidae
Gene: lamb4
Product: laminin, beta 4
Exons: 34
Coding region: 124-5448 (1774 amino acids)
Source: RefSeq, a predicted model, not a curated record